CCCCCUCUCUUCUGGCCGCCGCCUCCUCCUCCUCCUCCUCCCGGGGCUCCCCACUCGGCCAGCUCGCUCAUGGCUUUCUUGAUGAAGAAGAAGAGAUUCAAAUUCCAAACCACCUUCACCCUGGAGGAGCUGACGGCCGUGCCCUUCGUCAACGGGGUGCUCUUCUGCAAGGUCCGGCUGCUGGACGGCGGGGAUUUUGUCAGCUUGUCAUCCAGGGAGGAGGUGCAGGAGAACUGUGUGCGCUGGCGGAAGCGGUUCACCUUUGUGUGUAAGAUGAGUGCGAACCCAACCACAGGCCUUCUGGACCCCUGUGUCUUCCGGGUGUCCGUGCGCAAGGAGCUGAAAGGUGGGAAGACUUACUCCAAGCUGGGCUUUGCCGACCUGAACCUGGCCGAGUUUGCGGGUGCAGGAUGCACCGUGCGCUGCUGCCUGCUCGAGGGCUACGACACCAAGAACACUCGGCAGGACAAUUCCAUCCUCAAGGUCACCAUUGGCAUGUUCCUGCUCUCGGGGGACCCCUGCUUCAAGACGCCGCCAUCCACUGCCAAGUCCAUCUCCGUCCCCGGCCAGGACACUUCACUGCAGCUGACCUGCAAGGGCGGCGGCACCAGUAGCCAAAGUAGCAGCACCAAUUCGCUGACGGGUUCCCGGCCCUCGAAGGUCCGGCCCAGCAUCCUCAGCUCAGGGGUGCCGGAGGAGCCAGACCAGAACCUGUCAAGCCCAGAGGAAGUGUUCCACUCGGGCCACUCCCGGAACUCCAGCUACGCCAGCCAGCAGUCCAAGAUCUCUGGCUGCAGCACGGAACACUCACACUCUUCCAGCCUGUCCGACCUCACCCACCGCCGCAACACGUCUACCAGCAGCAGCGCCUCGGGUGGCCUCAGUGUCCCCAUGGAGGCUCCUGAGGGCGAGCGUGAGCACCGGCCCCCAGAGAAGCCACCCCGGCCCCCACGGCCUCAUCUGUCUGACCGCUCAUUCCGGAGGAAGAAGGACUCUGUGGAGAGCCAUCCCACGUGGGUGGACGACACACGCAUCGACGCGGACGACAUCGUGGAAAAGAUAAUGCAGAGCCAGGAUUUCACGGAGGGCAGCAACACGGAAGACAGCAACCUGCGUCUCUUUGUGAGCCGAGACGGCUCUACCACGCUGAGCGGCAUCCAGUUGGCCAACAGGGUCUCCUCCGGGGUCUACGAGCCGGUUGUGAUUGAGAGCCAUUGAGGACCCGCGUCCUCCUGCAAAGGGCCUGCUUCUCUGGGUGGCCGCCUACCACAUCUCAUCCGUGCCUCUCCCUGCACUCCUGCCCUAGUAUCAUUCCGUCCUCUGGACCCUCCCAGGCCACCCUGCCUGGGCACCACUGUGAAUAUUCUCUGAACCACUAGGGGGCAGCACACGGCCCCCAGGGGCAGGCUGGCAGGGUCAAGAUGCCAGCUCUGGAGACAGGACAUG
Molecule: messenger RNA, 1446 nt
Organism: Suncus etruscus (white-toothed pygmy shrew)
Lineage: Eukaryota; Metazoa; Chordata; Mammalia; Eulipotyphla; Soricidae
Gene: EEIG1
Product: estrogen-induced osteoclastogenesis regulator 1
Exons: 11
Coding region: 70-1218 (382 amino acids)
Source: RefSeq, a predicted model, not a curated record